This is a messenger RNA of Candida tropicalis MYA-3404, 2181 nucleotides long. RefSeq lists its product as uncharacterized. The transcript has a single exon. NCBI's taxonomy places the organism in Eukaryota, Fungi, Ascomycota, Pichiomycetes, Serinales, Debaryomycetaceae. Gene Ontology annotation, molecular function: protein binding. The record is from RefSeq and is a predicted model, not a curated record. The coding region runs from base 1 to 2181 and encodes 726 amino acids.
AUGUCACAACCCUCUUUACUUAGUCUACCUGAUGAAGUGAUAACGAAUAUUUUUAGCUACCUUCCACUUCGUACAUUAAACGAAUUGGAAAAAAUCCCUGCAUUUCUUCCCUUUGUUACAAAAACAAUAUAUGAAACCGUUUCAAUUUGUGAUGACGACGAAUGGCUAGGUACACUGGUCAUCGACACAAGGUUUCGAUUUGGAAUCGGGUAUGAAGAUGAAAAACCAAGAAAAAGGAUACCUUGUGAUGAUUUAAUAGAUUUAAAACCCGAGCGUCUAGCAUGUAUUCGUAACAUCAUUUUUGAAGACCCCCUGAUAUUGUUGACAGUAUUUACAGCAAAGCCAGAUAUCUUGAGAAAUGUAAACAUUACAAUAUUGUUUUCAGACUAUCAACGUUGUUUCAGAGGAAAUGAACUUUUGGAUUUUCUUGACAAAUUGGCAAAAAUUCCAUGUGGUGAUGUAUGCUUUAAGUCCUUUUGUCAUUCCUUGAUAUUUACUGAUACAUCUUUUGAAAUUGUCAUUCUACCAGCAAGCGGCGCUGAGAUUUUACAGAAGUUGAAGAUACUUGAAAACUUGACUAGCCUUAAAAUAGAGUCGGCUCUUGACAGUAAUGAAUUAGAAUACCUUCCAGAUACGCUUCAACACUUGGACUGCAGAGUAACUCAUAAGGAAGAAAUACUGCCUGUUAAGUUUGACUUUCCCAAAAAUUUGGUGUCUUUGAAGAUUGAAUUACGGUUAUUGAGAGGACCACCAUCUUUGUUUGUUGCUGACAUAUCACACUUAGAGAAAUUAGAAGAAAUUUCGUGUGACUCUAUUAAAAAUUUUAAUCUUCCAAGUGCAAUAAAAAUUAUAGAUACCGUUCAGCCUAUCAAUACAGUCUAUAUGUCUACCAUGUUUCCAUCGUUAAAGAAGUUAUAUUGCAAAGAUUUUUCACUUCCAGAGCUGAUUUGUAAAAUAUCCUCGCUAGAAUGGAAGAAAAUCGCAUCUGACCCAUCAGAAAGUUUCGUUUCCACUGAUGUACUCUCAAAUAAGAUGCAAAAAGUAGACAAAACCAUUAACGUUGUUAAAUUUCCUACAAAUUUGAAAAAGCUAGUCAUAGAUCGAUCAGUGGAGCAAAAUUUUAGUACUGGACUACUGUUUCAGUUAUUCUCAAAUUUACCAGAAACAGCUUUAAAUCAUUUGGCAUAUUUGGAAUUGAAUGGUAUAACUAAUAUCAAAGAAAUUGGACCAUUACCGAAGUCACUACACUGGUUGAACAUCAAGAAUACUACAGGAAUCGACUACAGUGAGUUAAAAUCCUUGAACAAACUUACGCGUCUUUCAAUUCGCGUCGUAACAGACAUAGCCGCUGAGUUUGAUCUACCAAAUAGUUUAUUGGAACUUGAAAUGGUUGAUAACAAAUUAACUAGGGUCAAGAUUUGUGCUGAAAACUUGCGAUAUUUAGGACUUUCAGGGAACUUGUUCAAGCAAUUAAAACCCGAAAUUCUUUGUAUUCCCGAGAGUGUACGAGAGUUAAGGCUUGAAGGUAAUCGUAUUGAAGCCAUCGAUCUGUCGUUCAAGUUCCCUUCCGGAUUAAAGUAUUUAUCAAUACUGCGCAAUCGGUUGCGCACUUUACCAAAGUUCCCCGAAGGUUUGAUAGGAUUAUCAUGCUACAGUAAUUGGCUUGGUGUUACAGAUGACAUCAUGUUGUUUCCCGAAAGUUUAGAAGAGUUAGAUUUUCGUGCCAAUGACUAUGAAAUUGAUUUUCGAUUUGAAAAGUUGAGUUUACUAAAAUGUCCGAACCUUAGGAAAUUAGAUUUUUCUAAUAUAAGGCUUGAAAGGGAUCCUCGGGCACCAACAACACGAAUUCUGUUAGAUGAUUUCCCAAGAUCUCUUACUUCUCUUAGUCUUAAAGACUGUGGUGCAGAUGUAAUACUAGGUGAUUUGUCAGAGUUCACUUGCUUUAAAGAAUUGAAUUUGAAAGGGAAUCCAGGGCUGGAGUGGUUUCUCGAAACAGUUGCUUACGAAGAAGAUGACAGAGUUAACAACAGCGAUGACGGUAUGGAUGUAGCACCAGCCUUGCCUGAAUGCAUAGAAAAGUUAUGGAUUAGUGAAAGGUACUGUCAUCCAUUAGCUUUAAAGAGUAUUGUUGAAAUAAUGAAACAAAGGCCACAAUUUGAAUUAUUCCAUGUGACUGAAUAA